AUGUAACCAUUAAGAACGAACUCUGUUUAUUUUCCUAAUAAAAGAAAAGAAGAAUCAUCUCCAAUAUCUAGGAAAAUAUCAUUUUAACAAUAAAAUGAAAAGAAUUCCAAUAAAUCUUCUUUCCUUGAAACUCAAGAGUAAUAAUUCAAAAAAAAUAAUAUUAUAGAAACUCUAGGAUUAAAAGAGAAAUGUAUUUUUAUAAUUUAAUACUUUAGAAUUGAUUGCAUUAAAAGGCACUUAGUUUUAAUAGUAAGAAGUAGAAAAUAUAUUUAAAUCACUUAAUAAAUAUGCUAUGAAAAUAUUUGAAUAGUAAAAAUUAAGUGAUGUAUGUAUUUUAAUUCUUUAAUGGAUUAUAUAACAUAGAGGAUAUUAAGAUAUACCUAAUUAAAUGUAUUUAAUAACUAAUUUUGAUUUUUAGAUGUUUAGCUUAUAAUAAUUUAGGUUGCGUUUAUAGAAGGAUUGGUCAAACAUAAUUAGCAAUAAAUGCUUUAGAGAAUGCUCUAUCAUAAGUCUAGUAAUUUGAUCAAAUUAAAAUGAGAACGAUAACUCAUUUGAACAUUACAACGGUGUUAAGUUAAAUGAAUCUGUAUAAUUAUGAAAUUUAAUAUUCCUAAGGCAUGAAAAGGCUUUAAAGGAAGCAAAGAAAGCUAUAUAAUCAGGUUAAUAAGAAUUUGAUUCAAAUUCUAAAGAAACUAUUAGAUAUUUAGCCUUGGCUCAUUAUAAUUAUGCUUUUGAAUUGGAAUCUUUAGAUCGUUAAGAUUAGGCAGUUAAAUAAUAUAAAAGAUCUUUGUAAUUUGUUACUGAACAUUUAGGUAAAUAGGAUCCAUUAUAUAAAAAAUUUUAUAAUGGACAUUUAUAAGCCAAAUAGAAAUUAAUUGUUUAAAUGAAUGAAUAAUCUCCAAUUCUUUUUUAAAAGGUUUUAUCAUUAAAAAAGUAAUUUGAUAUUCCAACUGAUGAGAGUUUUUAAUAAGUAACACCAUAAUAAAGUCCUCUUAGUUAAACAAGAAAAUUAAUAUAAAAAAAAAAGAUAAAUUUUAUUGAAAGUGAAACUGUUAAAAAAGAUUACAGUGGUUCUUUUUUAAGAAGAAAAACAGAUCAAGAAAGAUUAGAAACUGAUAGAGAUAAACUUAAAGAUAUUUAAACUAAAUUAAUUGAUUUAAAUAUAAUAAGUUCUGUUAAAACUAAAAUUAAAACUUAAAUAGAAUAAAUUUAAAUAGAUUAAUGGUCUAAUUCAGAAUAAUCUGAUAAUGAAAUCAAAUAAUAAAGAUAAACUGAGCGUUCUCCAUCAUUAAAAAGAUCAUUUUAAACUAAAAAUAGUUUUUAAGAUUUAAGAUUAAGUUUUCUUAAUAGAUAAAAUUCUUAAAAAAUAUACUUUGAUUCUUCAUUAAUUGAAAAAGAGAAAUAGAUUAUUAGAGAAGUAGAAGAAUAGAUAUAUAAUACAAAUUAAAUAACUAAGAUAUAAGCAUAAAUUAGAAUGAAGAAGGAAAGGAAAAAGUUUUAUAAUCUUAAGAAAAUUAUAAAAGACUCAGGGAAUCUUUUAAAAACUGAUGAAUUAAAAUUAAAAAAAUUGUAAAGGUUUCUUAGAAAAAAAUUAGUAGAAAAUAAAUUAAGAGAAAUAACUUAAAAAUUAGUUUAAUUUAGCAAAAAAUAAAAGAAUCUUUAAAAGGAAAAAAAAGCGAUUUAGAUAAUUAUUAGUUUUAUUAUAAAAUAUAAAGCAAAAAAAUAAUUUGAAAUCUAAUAAUUAUUUAAAGCAAAAUAAUUUUAAACUAUUAGAUAGGGUUUUUGUAAUCCAUUAAUAGAAGGUGUAGUUCAUAAAUACGAUACAUAUAUAUUUACAUUUUCAAUAAUGAAUAAUUUAUAGUUUGUAAGAUUUUCAUUAGCUCAUGGAAUGAAAGAAAAAAGAAAAGAUAAUUAUUUGUAUUUAGAAAUAGAUUUAGAGAGUUUUUUAAAAUCUUUAGGUUUAUUAUUUUAAUAUGCUGAUGAAUUAGAAUGUCAAAUAAUAGAAGAAAGUAAAUUAUUGAGGAAUGUUAGAAAUUUAAUGACUUUGUCUUAAUAGUUUCUAUAUUUAAAUGAAUUAGAUGGAAAAUAUGUAAUAAGAACUAAAACAGAAACUAAUAAAUAAUUUAGAGUUUAAAUUGAGAAAAUAGGAGUAGUUUUAUAAGAACUAGUCUUAAUUCAAAAUAAUAAAUUAAUAAUCUAAGGAAUUAAUAAUUUUUAUUACUCAGAAAUUAUACCAUAGAUAGAAUAAAUUAGAAUUAUAAAUCCUCCAUUGUACAAUAAAUAACUUAGUUAACAUGAAGAAAAGGCAAUAAGAUAUAUUUAAUCUUAUAUAAGAGGGCAUCUUUAAAGAUUAAGAGUUUCGAAAUGGAUGAAUAAUAAGACGAAAUAAAUUUAUGAUUCUUAAUUAAUUAGAACAAGUCGAAAUUAGUAUUUAUAGAUAGUUAAAACAAAAAAUAUUCAUAAUUAGAAGGAAUAUAUAUAUAUAUUAAAUCAUGAGAGUUAGAAAAAAUCGAAUGAUUUAGAAAUACAUUAAAUAGUAUUCAAAAGGAUGGGAAAUAUUAGUAGUGAAAAUUUAUUUGAAAUAUUUAAAAUUGAUAUAGAAUCUCCUUUUAUAGAAUAUACUGAUGAAGCUAAAUAUUGGAUUUAAAGAGAGGAAGAAUAUUCUCGAAGGGAAAUGAUUUUAGGUGAAUCUGUAAAAAAAGCAAACAUUUGUAUAAUACAAAUAUAAAGAGCUGCUUUGAGAUAUUUAUUUGUAAGAAGACUUUAAAUAAACAAAAUGAUUAAAAAAAAGUUUAUUAAUAGUACAAAUAAAGAUAUUGAUAGAAAAAUGUUAGUAAGAAGAGUUAUCAUUUAUGGUUAAGGUGUUGAUGAGAAAGCAUGUUUGACUACAUUUUAUUUAGAUAUUGAGAAAGCAGAACCAAAAUAAUCAUUAAUCGGACAGAGUGAAUAUUUUAGUAUAACAAUUACAUCUAAGAAUUUAGAACAUGUAUAUUCAAUUGAUACAGUUUUACCUUAUCAUUAAAGAUUAUUUUAAACAUUUGAAAUUAGUGAUAUAAUUACAAUUGCUUAAAAAAUGAUAGAGGUAUCUUCUAUAAUCAAAAAUAAGAAAGGAUAAUAUAAAGUUGAUUGUAAAAGUUUAGAAUAAAUUUCUAGUGAAGUUUUAUCAUAAUAAAAUUAAGAAUCACAAGAUGAAUAAAAUUUUAGAGAAAAUACAUUAUAAGCUAGAUUAAUUGUUUGUUCUACUUUAACCUAUAAAUAUUUAUAAUAAUCAGGGCUUAUUAAUUUAGAGUUUCCAUAAAUGUAAUUAAAUAAGUAACCUGAUGAAUAUAAGUAAAAUAAUUUUAUAAUCUCUCUUUAAAAGUUAUUUAGAAUUCACAAAUAUAAAAGGGGAAUGAAAAUAAAAUCAAAUAAAUAUGUCGAUGUAAAUGAUGAAACAUAAAUAAGGACAUAUGUUAUGAAUAUGUUACCUUGUACUGAAUAUGGAACAAAUCCAGAUUUAUUUAAUGAAUUAUUGGAAGAUUAAAAUUCUAUAAGUGAUUUAAAAUCUGAAGAUUCAUCAAUUAUAGAUAAAGAAUAUGUUGGAGAAUUAAUUUUAGAACUUAGAGAAAUUAAGUUUAAAUUUAUAAUAAUCUUUAAUUUAAAUGAAUAGGCUUUUAUCAUUAAGACUUAAAAUUUAUCAACUUAAAAAGUUUCAAAAAUUUUAGUUCCUAUUAUAGAAUUUUAAAAGUAUUCUCAAAUAACUUAUUAAUAUAUUAAAGAAAAUUUUAGUAAUAUAUUAUCACCAUGUUUUGAUUUUAUUGAUGAUUAAAUAAUAUUUAAAAUUGAUAAAACCAAAAAGUAAAAUAUGAUUGAUGAAUAAAUGAUUUUAUAUGAAUAUUAAUCUAAGUAUGAAGAAUUUAAAUAAACUAUUUAAAAUUAAUUAAAUCAUGAUUAAAAAACAUUAUGUAGUGAAAAAGUUAUUAUAGGAAUAUUUUAUAAAGGUACAACAACUUUAACUUAUGAAUUUCAUAGAGAUACUUUGCUUUUAAGAAUUAUUAUUUAAUAUCAUAAUGUUUAAGAAAAAAGAGUUAUUGAAAUUGAUUCAAGUGAAUUUAAUUCCAAAUAUAUUGAUGAAAAUAUAAAAACUUUAAAUAAUUUUAGAGUGAUUAAUUUCUUUAAAGGAUUUUCAUAAACUAUAACAAAAGCUUUAAUUAUUGAUGAAACACAAUUUUCUCAUAAUUUUGAAGAUUUAAGACCUAAAAUAUCAUUUCUUUUAAGAGAAAGAUUUGUUUUUAAAAUUUAAGGAAUGUUGUUAGUUAAAAGGAUGGUUGAAAAAUUUAAGAUUUAUAAAUAAUUAAAAAGAUCUAAACUAUUUCUUUAAAAAUUUAUUUUAAAUAAUAAUUCAAAUUAUAUUGAAAUAGAUUACUUCUUAAUAAAACAUAAUUAUAGUUUAUAAUUAACAAUGAGAGAGUUAACAUAUAUAACGCAUCAAGGUAGAGUUAUAGAGAAAGGUAAAAUCUAAUAAUUGAAAACAAGAUUUAGAGAAAAACAAUUCAUAAUAAAUUUAAAUUAGUUAUAAUAAGAGAAUGAAAUUUUAUUUAAUUUUUUACAUAAAAGACAAGAUUAAAUAGAUUUUUAAAGAAUUAAUUUUUAUUAACUUUCUUCAUAUGAUAAAAUGAAAGCUAUUGAAUAUUAUAGAUCAUUAAUUAAUCCAUUAAUUUAAUUGAUAUAAAAAAAUAUGUAAAUUGAUUUUAUUAAAUUUUAAUUCAAACUUGAAGUUCCAAUUAAUAUUUAUGAAAUAAAUGUUUAAAAAAAAAGGAGAAAGAAAUUUUAGAAUCAAUCAAAAUAUUAAAUGAUGACAGUAUGUAUAUUAUCUGCAUAAGCUGCAUUUAGAAGAAAAUUAUUUAAAGAUUGGAUUCAUUUGAAAGUAAUGAGAAAAAGAUAAUUACAAGAAAAAAAUCGAUAUUUUAUAGGUGAAUUCGUAUUAAGAACUUUUAAAUUAAUCUAAGAAGAUAAUAAAUACAAUUAUUAUAUUAUAAAUGUGUAUAAAUAAGAUGGAAAAUAUGAUGAUCAAAUAUAAUUAACAUUUGAAUUAAUUCCAAUUAUUAAAUAAGAAAGAUAAAAUAAACUCAGAAUAUCCUGUUAUUAUGAUAGUUCUUAACUAAUACAUUUUGGAUAAUAAAAUUUAUUUGAAUUUUUUAUAAAUAAAAUAAAAAUUGAAGAAAAAAUAAUUAAGUUAAAUGAAAAUAAAUUUUUAGAAUUAAAUUAAGAUUAGAUAUAGGAUUAAUCAAAAUUAUUUAAUUUGAAGGAUUAAAUGGAGUAAAUAAAUGAAAGAACAAUUGUUGCCUAAGAUUUAUAAGAAAUACUUAUUGAUUAAGAAAAAACAGAAGAUACAUUAGUUAAUAUAGUUUAUACAAAUUCAAAAGAAAAAAUAAAUAAAAAUUAAGAUGAAGAAAUUUAAGAAAAUAUAACAAAACUUUAAAUUGAUUUAUAAGAAGUUAAAAAAUUAUAUCCAAGUUUUAAUUUUAAAGAUCCAAAUACAAUAAAAAUUUUGAGUUCUAAUCUAAUUAAAGGAGUAAAAGUUGAUUAAAAAUCUGGAAAUUUGUUAAUCGAUAAAAGUAGGAUUUAAUCUUCUUUUAUAAAUCCUAUCAAUUUAUCAAAAAAUUCAUUAAAUUCCUAUUAAAAUAUUCCAUAAUUUUUUAAGAAAGUAAGAUUAGCUUAAAGGCCUCAUUCAAAUAAUGUUUUAGCAAAAAGAACAUUUUACACUUAAGGAAAGAAACAUUUAAUUGUAAUAAGUUAUGAGAGAAGAAAAAUAAAUAAAAUAUUAUUUUAAGAUAGAGACUCUGUAUUUGAUGAUCAUUAGAGAAUUUUUGAAAUAAAAGCACAAUAAUUGAAUUUAAAAGAAUGUUCAGAACCACUUUUAUGGUAUUUGACUCCAGAUGAUGCAUAAAUUCUUACUCAUUAAAAAACAAUAGAAAAUAUGGCAAACAUUUUAAUAAAAUAAAUUUAGAUUAUAAAUUCUAAAUUUAUUUAUUUAUGCUUUAAUUAAUAAGAUUAAUAAUUGGUAAAAUAAAUAUAAGAAGGAAAUGUAGUAUUUUUUGUUGAAAGCUCAAUUAAGCCUAUGCAGGAAAAGUUUAGGAAUAGAAUGUUACAAAAACAUUAUCAUGAAUAUAGAAAAACAUUAAACUAAGUAAAGAAAGAGGGAAAAUUGAUUUUGCAUAAAGUUGGAAAUUUAAAUGCUAGAGAUAAAAUGUUCAUUUAUUUAUUUAUUGAAGAGAAAGAACAUUAUAUUAUGUUAAAAAUUUUUGAUGUUAGUGAUCAAAUGUAAUAAUUUGGAACAGAAAUAUCAUUAAAAAAAGUAAUUAUUUAUUUAUUAAUAUAGUAUAUUAGUAUUUAUUUAUAAGAUAAAGCAAAAUUCUUAGAAGUUCUAUUAAAUUUUAUUGAAUUCAAGAAUGAACUUAAUAAAAUUUUAUUUUUGUAUCCUAAACCAGAAUUAUUGGAAGAUUAUUUAAAAAAGCAACGUCAAUUAUCAUGUUAGAGUUCUUCUAUGUCUGUUUAAAGAUCAAUAGGAUGUAAUGUAUAAGGGAUUUGUUCUAAGUAGGAUGAUAAUAAAAUGGUAGGAUUGAUAAAUGGAUUUCAAUCAAUUAAUCUAAUUUAGUAAUGA
Paramecium sonneborni is the source of this 6643-nucleotide messenger RNA. The record is from the annotation of a GenBank genome assembly. Lineage: Eukaryota; Ciliophora; Oligohymenophorea; Peniculida; Parameciidae.